UCUGAGCAACUCUUUGCAGAUGUACUUGGGCUCCCAGCUCCCCAGCUACAUCUUUUUAUCUGUUUUUGUUGUUGUUGUUUAACUGAAAUUGAACCACUAACCGGAAGAAUUUCAGAGCCCUGUGUAGACACUCUGUAAGCUGAUACAGGAACUACUUGAGAAGCCUGAACAAACUUACCACACCUCUAAGAGGAAAAGGAAGAAGAAGUUUCAGUAAGAAGCCCUUUCAAAUGACCUCAGAAUGAAGUUCGCUGAAAUGAAGUCUCCAGCACCAGUCUCUCAUUCGAGGAGCAUGAUCUCGCUGUUGCAGUUUCUCACGCUGGUCGUCGGCCUUCACCCAGGGAACACAGUUUCAGAAACCAGCACAACCACAUUGCUGGUGACAGGGGUGCUUGGGGAGUCGGUUAUUCUUCCCCUGAAGUUUCCUGAAGGAAAGCAGAGCCGCUCCAUCACCUGGCUUCAUGAUGGAACAUCUAUCAUUUUCAUACUGACAGAGGAAAAAAAAAUCCAGGUGACUGAUCCACAGCGGGAAGAUCGACUGAAUGUCACCCAGUCCUACUCCUUGCAGAUCAACAACCUGACAAUGGCAGACAGCGGACCUUAUCGUGCCCAGAUAACCACAACGACCUCCAGCGAGAUUUCCAAUUACAGUCUGGAGAUCUUCAGACGACUGAGGAAGUUACAAGUGGCCAAUCGCACUCAGCUCCUUGAAAAUGGGACCUGUGAGAUCUACCUGGCCUGCUCUGUGGAGAAUCUAAAUGACCAUAUAUCACUCUGGUGGCAGGUCCCAGGAAACACAACUCUAGAGGAAGCAAACCUCACUAUCUCUUGGAACCCCAAGAAUUCCAAUGAACAGACCUACACUUGCAUAGCUAACAACACUGUCAGCAAUGCAUCCUUCUCUUUGUCUACUCAAAGUCUCUGCAAAGGUGUUUUUGAUGAAAAAAAUCAAUAUCUUAGUAUCCUGUGGAUUCUACUGGUUCCUUUGCUCUGUAUCACAUGCUUAAUCAUUCGGAAGAAAAAAGUAUCAGAUUCUUUUUCUACUCAGCAAACCCAGAGUUCUGUGGAGACCCCGAGGAACUCAGAGUAUGCUCUAGCCUCUACAGAGAGUACUGUGUAUGCUCAGGUCACUCAUCCAAACAUGAGAACAGAAAUCCCAAUACCCGUGAAAACCAGUGAUUUCUCCACAAUCUACUCCACAGUUCAUCAAUUCAACCAGGACAAAACAUGCUUCAGAUGACAUGCCUGGAUAUUGACUUUCUCUGGGAUAACUAAAUAAAUGGAGUUAUGGUUGACAGAGACUAUGAUUCAGAAGACAACCACAUGUCUCCUUUUAGAAAGCAGCAGAAUUGUGACUCAUUUUGGAGAGAAUACAAUGUGUUGGUUAUGUGUGUUGUCUCUGGAGUCGGAUGGAUCCAUGCUCAAAUCAUGUACUAGACAUAUCCCAUGGAACAUACUGCCUAAGCUCUUGGAGCUUUGUUCUCGCAGACUGAAAAAGAAGGAUGGUGAUACAUCAGCCCUAUUACUCAAACCAGAAACCUGAGUUAUCUUUAACUUCACCUUCUCUAUCACCAGACCCUUUCGACUCUACUUCCAAAAAUAUAUAUCUUAAACCUAUCUGCUUCUUUGCAAAUCUUCAACCACCAUCCUAUAUCUAAUCAUCAUCAUCUCUAACCUGAAAUGCUAUAAACUCUGAACAACUCUCCCCAACUUUUGCUCUUAUCUCCUUCUACUCUGUUCUCCAAAAGACAGCCAGAUUAAUAUUUUUAAUAUAAAUCAGAUCUUUCACCAGCCUGCUUAAAACUCUGCAAGCUUUCCCCAUGUACUCAGAAUGAAACUGCAUCUUCUUGGCCCUGAAUGGUAUGGCCCAUCUUCAGCCUCAGCUAUCAUCACUCUCCCACCACUCUCUCUAUUUGUCUUCCCUGAUCUUUUAACUCCUCCAUUAAAGGAAAUAGUUCUCUGUGGUAGAGUUAUUCACAUCUGCCUUAAGGCCCUUCCUCUGCCCACCUGGCUCCUCCUUCUUCUUUAGGUCUCAGCUUGCAUAUGUCACCUUCUGAAAAGGACCUUCUCAGACCACUCUAUCUGAAGUGCCCUCCCCAUUAUUUGUCACACCUCUAUGUCA
Molecule: messenger RNA, 2122 nt
Organism: Molossus molossus (Pallas's mastiff bat)
Lineage: Eukaryota; Metazoa; Chordata; Mammalia; Chiroptera; Molossidae
Product: SLAM family member 6-like
Exons: 9
Coding region: 242-1240 (332 amino acids)
Biological process (GO): T cell activation; T-helper 17 cell lineage commitment; positive regulation of type II interferon production
Cellular component (GO): external side of plasma membrane
Source: RefSeq, a predicted model, not a curated record